AUGGAGACCGUAAACGAAAGAAACGGUAGUGAUUCCACAAGUCGACUUCCCAUAUCUACAUAUUCUGUAAAAGCUUCUACAACGGCUUCGACAACCUUAACAACUUCAAAGGCAACCUUUCAAGAACAACCACCGGCCCCUUCUUUGCAACAGCAGUUGCCACCGUUGCAAAAACAAAUAAGACAAGACCCACAACCAUUUGGUUUUGAUAAAAAUGAUGUAUCCACUUAUACUUAUCCAACAGAUAGGUCGGAGGUUACGGUUCUUGAUAUCAAAGCUUUAGUAGAAAGUGCCUUGGAACAAGCAAAAUUUGAUCCAGAAGUUGUUUAUGCCGCUGCCCAAUUAGUGUUGUUAGCUAACCAGGAUCGAAAUAACGGAUACUUCAUCGAUUCCAAUUCAACGGGUAUCUUGGAUGUUACAGCAAAUCGUCCCA
This is a messenger RNA of Racocetra fulgida, 433 nucleotides long. NCBI's taxonomy places the organism in Eukaryota, Fungi, Glomeromycota, Glomeromycetes, Diversisporales, Gigasporaceae. The record is from the annotation of a GenBank genome assembly.